CUCCCUCCUGCCUCCCGCCGCCGAGGAGGGGCAGGACGCAAGAUGGCGGACAAGACGCCCGGCGGGUCGCAGAAGUCGAGUUCAAAGGCCAGAGUACCAGACCCGGUCCAUUCCUCUGGAUCUGCUGAUGCACACAUGGAAGGAGCAGGACCUUCAGAGGCGGACACGCCAAGUCGGUCACGCCCGAAGAGCCCCAGGAAGCACAGUUACCGAACGGAAAGUUCACGCGACAGCGUUUGUGACCCUCCACACCAAAGCCCAUCAUCCAGGCCGCUUCUGGAAAAUAAACUUAAGGCUUUCAGUAUCGGGAAGAUGAGUGCUGCCAAGAGGACUUUAAGCAAGAAAGAGCAAGAAGAAUUAAAGAAGAAGGAGGAUGAGAAGGCAGCUGCUGAGAUUUACGAAGAAUUCCUUGCAGCUUUUGAAGGAAGCGAUGGGAACAAAGUGAAAACGUUUGUGAGAGGGGGAGUUGUGAAUGCAGCUAAAGAAGAACACGAAACGGAUGAAAAGCGCGGCAAAAUCUACAAGCCCUCGUCAAGGUUCGCCGAUCAGAAGAAUCCUCCCAAUCAGUCAUCCAAUGAAAAGCCUCCGUCCCUUCUCAUGAUAGAAACCAAAAAGCCUCCUUUAAAGAAAGGGGAGAAAGAAAAGAAGAAGAGCAAUUUGGAACUCUUCAAAGAAGAACUGAAACAAAUCCAAGAAGAGCGGGACGAGAGGCAUAAAACGAAGGGCAGGUUAAGUCGUUUCGAGCCACCUCAAUCCGACUCUGAUGGCCAGCGCCGUUCUAAAGUGGAUGCUCCUUCAAGAAGAAACAGAUCAUCUGGUGUGCUUGAUGACUAUGCACCUGGAUCACAUGAUGUAGGGGACCCAAGCACCACAAAUCUGUACCUGGGAAACAUUAACCCACAGAUGAACGAGGAAAUGUUAUGCCAAGAAUUUGGGCGGUUUGGACCAUUAGCCAGUGUCAAAAUUAUGUGGCCAAGAACUGACGAAGAAAGAGCAAGAGAAAGGAACUGUGGCUUCGUGGCCUUUAUGAAUCGCCGAGAUGCCGAACGAGCUUUAAAGAAUUUAAAUGGAAAGAUGAUUAUGUCCUUUGAAAUGAAACUAGGAUGGGGCAAAGCUGUACCCAUACCCCCACAUCCAAUAUACAUUCCCCCCUCCAUGAUGGAACACACUCUCCCGCCCCCUCCAUCAGGACUGCCUUUCAAUGCCCAGCCCAGGGAGAGGUUGAAGAAUCCCAAUGCUCCAAUGUUACCACCGCCUAAAAACAAGGAGGAUUUCGAGAAGACUCUGUCGCAAGCCAUAGUCAAAGUGGUUAUCCCAACAGAAAGGAAUUUGCUCGCAUUGAUACAUCGGAUGAUCGAGUUCGUGGUACGGGAAGGGCCCAUGUUUGAAGCUAUGAUCAUGAACCGAGAAAUCAACAACCCUAUGUUCAGGUUUUUGUUUGAAAACCAGACUCCAGCCCACGUGUACUAUAGGUGGAAGCUUUAUUCCAUUUUACAGGGAGAUGCUCCAACUAAGUGGAGGACAGAAGACUUUCGAAUGUUCAAAAAUGGCUCUUUUUGGAGGCCGCCACCCUUAAAUCCAUACUUACACGGGAUGUCAGAGGAGCAAGAAACUGAAGCCUUCGUAGAGGAACCGAGCAAGAAAGGAGCACUUAAAGAAGAGCAGAGGGACAAAUUGGAAGAAAUCCUGCGUGGAUUAACCCCAAGGAAGAAUGAUAUAGGAGACGCAAUGGUUUUCUGUCUGAACAAUGCCGAAGCUGCCGAAGAAAUAGUAGAUUGCAUUACAGAGUCAUUGUCCAUCUUGAAAACACCACUUCCAAAGAAGAUUGCCAGACUGUAUUUGGUUUCUGAUGUGUUGUACAACUCCUCAGCCAAAGUUGCCAAUGCUUCAUACUACAGAAAAUUCUUCGAGUCGAAGUUAUGUCAGAUAUUUUCAGAUCUCAACGCUACGUACCGUACGAUACAAGGUCACCUGCAAUCUGAAAAUUUCAAGCAACGGGUCAUGACGUGCUUCAGAGCGUGGGAAGACUGGGCAAUUUAUCCUGAACCCUUUUUGAUCAAACUUCAGAACAUUUUCUUGGGACUUGUAAAUAUUAUAGAAGAAAAGGAAACUGAGGAAGUGCCUGAUGAUCUCGAUGGGGCCCCCAUCGAGGAAGAGCUUGAUGGUGCCCCAUUGGAGGAUGUGGACGGAAUUCCUAUCGAUGCUGCUCCGAUGGAUGAUCUGGAUGGAAUCCCUAUUAAAUCUCUUGAUGACGAUCUGGAUGGUGUGCCUUUGGAUCCAUCUGAAGACUCUAAGAAGAACGAGCCCAUCUUUAAAGUGGCCCCAUCUAAGUGGGAAGCUGUAGAUGAAUCUGAAUUGGAAGCCCAGGCUGUAACAACAUCCAAGUGGGAGUUAUUUGACCAGCAUGAAGAAUCAGAAGAGGAAGAAAAUCAAAACCAAGAAGAAGAAAGUGAAGAUGAGGAAGAUACUCAGAGUUCCAAGUCAGAAGAGCAUCAUAUGUACUCCAAUCCCAUCAAAGAAGAAAUGACAGAGUCCAAGUCCUCUGUUAAGUAUUCUGAAAUGAGCGAAGAAAAGCGAGCGAAACUUCGAGAAAUUGAGCUUAAAGUGAUGAAGUUUCAGGACGAAUUGGAGUCUGGGAAAAGGCCUAAGAAGCCAGGCCAGAGUUUUCAGGAACAGGUCGAACACUACAGAGACAAACUUCUUCAAAGGGAAAAAGAGAAAGAGUUGGAGAGGGAGCGUGACCGAGACAAGAAGGACAAGGAAAAAACAGACUCUCGAUCCAAAGACAAGAAGGAAAAAGAUGAAUGUACCCCAACACGGAAAGAAAGGAAGAGGCGGCAUAGCACAUCCCCCAGCCCGUCCCGUAGCAGCAGUGGUAGACGAGUAAAAUCUCCCUCACCAAAAUCGGAACGCUCAGAACGAUCAGAGAGGUCGCACAAAGAGAGCUCCCGCUCCAGGUCAUCUCACAAAGACUCACCCAGAGACGUUAGUAAAAAAGCCAAAAGGUCACCGUCCGGAUCCAGGACCCCGAAGAGGUCGAGGCGGUCCCGAUCUCGGUCCCCUAAAAAGUCAGGGAAAAAAUCCAGAUCCCAGUCCCGAUCUCCGCACAGAUCUCACAAGAAGUCAAAGAAAAGCAAACACUGACAACACGUUCCCGUUUUUUAUGAUGCUGUCACUUCCUGGAAUUGCGGUUUUGUUUUUGUGCCUGAACAGUCUGUUUGGAAAAAAAAAAAAAAUCAAACAAAAGAGCAUUCCUGAUUUUUUUUUUUUUUGUGAAUGCACGUGUACACUCAUGAGUAACUGCAUCUGUAGACCUGUCAUUGUUUUAUAUUGUACAAAAUCUCUUCAUCGUGGCUAUUUCCCCAAAUGGAACAUUUUUGUGUUAGGAAUUCCAUCCGAAAUGUGUGUAACUGAUCUGCUGGCAGUAGUGAUAUUUUGUUUUAGGAUGUUGUGACCUAGCAAAAAUAACACACAGAUGUUUUCCCCCUUUUGUAGCUUUGACAAUUUGAAUUAGAUUUCAAAUAAAAUCUCAACAGAAAAUGAA
Messenger RNA from Ornithorhynchus anatinus (platypus), 3544 nucleotides. RefSeq names its product U2 snRNP associated SURP domain containing (gene U2SURP). The record is from RefSeq and is a predicted model, not a curated record. Gene Ontology annotation, biological process: RNA processing. The transcript is spliced from 28 exons. Gene Ontology annotation, molecular function: RNA binding. The coding region runs from base 43 to 3144 and encodes 1033 amino acids. Gene Ontology annotation, cellular component: nucleus. Lineage: Eukaryota; Metazoa; Chordata; Mammalia; Monotremata; Ornithorhynchidae.